Messenger RNA from Sphaerodactylus townsendi, 2376 nucleotides. It is a transcript of the gene TRIM47, whose product is annotated as tripartite motif containing 47. Bases 138 to 2042 code for a protein of 634 amino acids. NCBI's taxonomy places the organism in Eukaryota, Metazoa, Chordata, Lepidosauria, Squamata, Sphaerodactylidae. The transcript has 6 exons. The record is from RefSeq and is a predicted model, not a curated record. Gene Ontology annotation, molecular function: protein binding; zinc ion binding.
CUGGCCAGCCAGCAGCCGCCUCUUACUGCCCCGAGUUCCUGACGGGCGGAGUUGGCGUCCUUCCUGCCGGCCCUGCCCUGCCUUGACUCCGGGACGGGGACCAGCCCGGCCGGGCUCUCUGUGGCUCCUGGAGCAGCAUGGAUGCGGGCUGCCGCGCCACCAGCCCCGUCGCCAGCCUCCAAGAAGGGCCCUUCAGCUGCCCCAUCUGCUUAGACGCCCUGAGGGACCCGGUCACCAUCCCGUGCGGCCACAACUUCUGCCUGGGCUGCAUCGGGGCGCACAGGCACCACCCGGCGCCAGGGGGCGUGCCAGGAGCCGGGGGCCAGAGUAGCGCCAGGUGCCCCCUGUGCCAGGAGCCCUUCCCGGCGGACCUCCAGCUCCGGAAGAACCACACCCUGGCCGAGUUGUUGCAGCUCCGGCAGCCCAAGAGCCCGCGCUUGGCCAUGACCCCCGAGGAGGCGCCCGAGCCGUGCGCUCCGGAGAUCUGCCGCCCGGCCGAGGACCCCGACGCCCGGCCAGAGGAGGUGCUCUGCGACUUCUGCACCGGAGGGGAGCGCGCCCAGGCGGCGCAGUCGUGCCUCGUGUGCCUGUCGUCCUUCUGCGGCCCCCACCUGCAGCCCCACCUCAAAAGCCCCGCUUUCCAAGGGCACCGGCUGGUGCCGCCCUUACGGCACAUCGAGGAGAGCCUCUGCAAGCUGCACCUCAAGCCCUUGGAGAACUUUUGCCGGACGGACCAGAGCUGCAUCUGCCGGCUGUGCGGGGCGCAGGAGCACCGGAGCCACGAGGUGGUGGCGGUCGAGGUGGAGCGGGAGCUCGUGGAGGCCCAGCGACCAAAAAUUCUGAGCAGCGUUGAGAAUCAGAUGGAUGAACUUGGAGUUACCAUUGCACAAACUAGAAGAACAGUGGAUCUUAUUAAAGGCACUGCUCAGAAAGAGAAAGAGAAAGUCAGCAAACAGUUUGCUGAGACUGCCAGAGUCCUUGCAGCCUUCCAGAAGGAAGUCUUUGGGUUCAUUGAGGAUGGUGAAAGAGCUAUGCUGGGCGACGCAGAGGAGGAGCUGCAGCAAAAAGAGGAGAGGCGGGCCAAGCUGACUGAAUACAAACGGAACUUGGAGUCAGUCCCCAGCACUGACACCAUCUCUUUCCUGCAGGAGUUCCAGGCACUGAAAAUAGCAGCGGAGGAAAAAAACUUUCCCUGUACAAGCUUCCCCAAAGAGCUGAGCUUCAUCAAGUCCAGCCAUGCUGUGUCUGCCGUGAGGGAGCAGCUAGUGAACAUUUGCAAGAACCAGUGGGAUCAGCUCUCGGGGAAGGGAGACGAUGUGCCAGUAUUUUAUGGAUUUCCAGAAGUGACCGCUGAAUCCCAGAUUUCAGAAAAAAGCAGUCCUGCUUGUUUGGAAUCACGAGACUAUUUCCUCAAAUUUGCAUUCAUCAUUGAUCUGGACAGUGAUACAGCUGAUAAAUUCCUUCAGCUUUUUGGAACAAAGGGUGCCAAACGUGUGCUGAAUCCUAUCGCCUACCCUGAGAGUUCAACAAGGUUCAUCAACUGCGAGCAGGUGCUGGGUGAGAACAUAAUGAACCGUGGCAACUAUUACUGGGAAGUGGAGAUCAUUGAUGGCUGGGUGAGCAUUGGUGUCAUCACAGAAGAUUUCAACCCCCGGGAGUCCUAUGACAGGGGCCGUUUGGGUAGGAAUGAGAAAUCCUGCUGUCUACAGUGGAAUGGACAGAACUACGUCGCCUGGUUUGGUGGCUUUGACUGUACCAUACAACAGCCAUUUUUUCAUACCAUUGGGGUGUACUUGGAGUAUUCAGAGAAAGCACUGACUUUCUAUGGAGUCAAAGAUUCCAAGACAACCUGCCUACAACAGUUCAAAGUUGCCCGUUUUAAAAAAGGCCACUUCGAUCCCUUCCAGAAUAAGAUCAACCACCAGUUUCCAUCACUGUUUAUGCACAACCUCAAACCAGCUUUUUUCCUUGAAAGUGUAGAUGCCCACAUGCAGCUUGGGCCUUUAAAAAAAGACUGUGUUUCAGUGUUGAAGCGACGGUAACUUGCUCAUAACCAGGUAAAGGUUUCAUCAGAGAAGGUUAAAAUGAAAUCUGUCUCCUUCACAAGUUAAGAUUGUUAACUUGUCACUCUUACAGCCUUGCUACCUUUGAGUAACUUGAUGAGUAUUUUUUUUUGAUGGGCAUUUUCUGGCUAUCUUUGGGUCUCUGAUCAUGAAUUCAUAUUGUUUAGGCUUUUUCAGUAAUGGAUGCCACUCAGACAUCCCAUUAGUGCAGAAAAUGUAACUUUGUCAUGGCUUGUCGAAGGCUUUCACGGGCUCGAUUCAUAGGAAGUUGUGGUGGAGCUGCCAGGCUGUCGUGGCUGUGUGUUUGCAUAGA